Molecule: messenger RNA, 2450 nt
Organism: Drosophila arizonae
Lineage: Eukaryota; Metazoa; Arthropoda; Insecta; Diptera; Drosophilidae
Product: GTP-binding protein 2
Biological process (GO): translational elongation
Molecular function (GO): GTPase activity; translation elongation factor activity; GTP binding
Source: RefSeq, a predicted model, not a curated record
AAUUUUCGAAAUUAUUAGUUCACAGUGUCCAAUUAUGAUGAUUUCGUAAAUAUCUGUUAAAUUUACAUAGCUGAGCAUAUACAUAUUUAGUCGAAAGCGUCUCACGCAAUCCAAGUGCAUUAUUACUCAACAUAAAUUGCAUAGCAUUGAAUAAACAGGUUCAACUCAAAGUAAAUUAAGACCUAUUGUGAAAUCAGCCACAAUAUGGAUUCGUUUUUAAGCCUGUUCGAUCCAAAUCAACCAGACGAUGGCUUCGACGAGGAGCAAGAGCUAAAUGGCAACAGCAGCGGCAGCAGCGAGUAUGAGACGGAUGGUCAUGUCAAUGAGAGCAACCAAAUCAGUGGCAGCARCAACAACAACAACACGGGCAGUAAUGCCAAAAGUAAUCUAAUCUUUGACUUUGAGCAGGGAGUUCUGCCCCCGGAGCCACAGCUGGGCAAUGUGGAGUACAAGCUCAAAUUGGUGAAUCCGUCAAAGCAACGUUUUGAGCAUUUGGUCACCCAAAUGAAAUGGCGUCUACGCGAAGGACAAGGUGAGGCCAUCUAUGAGAUCGGCGUCUCCGAUGCGGGCCACCUGCAGGGCCUCAGCGAUAAGGACAUGAAUGCCUCUCUUACCACGCUCAAGCAAAUGGCCCAUCAUUUGGGCGCCAGCACAUCCGUACUGCGACGCAAGACAGUUGACAUGCGGCGCUCGGUUGCCGAAGUGCUCGUACGCAAGAUCCCUGAUGAUCAGCACAACAUUGAGGUGCGCGUCGCCGUUUUAGGUGGCGCUGAUGCUGGCAAAUCCACGCUGCUGGGCGUGCUUACACAAGACGAACUGGACAAUGGACAUGGGCGUGCGCGACUAAACAUGUUUCGGCACAUGCACGAGAUUCAGUCGGGUCGAACCUCCUGCAUUUCGCAUGAAACUUUAGGCUUCGAUGCCUUGGGCAAUGUGGUCAACUACAAGUACAAUGAAAUGAUGACUGCCGAGGAGAUAAGCGAUCGCUCCACAAAGCUGGUUACAUUCAUGGACCUGGCAGGUCAUCGACGCUAUAUGCGCACAACGGUCCAGGCUCUGAGCGGCUACUCACCUCACUAUGCGAUGCUGGUGGUGUCCGCUGGCAGCGGAUGCAAUGACACCACUGAGGAGCAUUUAGCCAUUGUGCGUGCUCUAGAUAUGCCAUUCUUUAUAUUGAUUACCAAAACGGAUAUUACAUCACCAGAUGCCACACUGCAGGAGCUGCGCACUCUGCUCACGAAUAUCGGCUGCCGCAAAGUGCCGUUUGUUGUCACCAAUACGGAUGAGGCCAUAUCGGCUGGGUCGAACCAGGUGUCUGAAAACAUUGUGCCCAUAUUUUGCGUUUCGAAUGUGACCGGAACUGGACUCAAUCUGGUCACAAAAUUUCUCUACGUGCUGUCUCCAGGCAUCAGCAAUGCUGAAAAGGAUCGCUUGGAACUAGAGCCAUGCGAGUUUCAAAUCGAUGAAAUUUUUCGGGUAACUGAUGUGGGAUCCGUUGUUGGCGGCCUGCUGGUACAGGGCGUCCUCACCGAAAAUAUGCCCAUGAAAAUUGGACCACUACCAAACGGCAGCUUCCACUCAGUUACUGUUCAUACCAUACAUCGGAACAAGGCUCCAUGUCGAGUGGUGCGCGCUGGCCAAAGUGCAUCGCUAUCGUUCACGCCCACCCAGGAGCUGCCACCGCUGCGAAGCGGAAUGGUUCUGUUGGGUGAUUCAGGAAAUAUAGACGAGCCAUAUGGCACUUACUUCUUUCAAGCCAAGGUUUCGGUGCUCUUCCAUGCAACCGCCAUUUACGUGGGCUUUCAGACAACGGUCCACAUUGGGAGCAUACGUCAGACGGCUGUUAUACGUGGCAUCAUGGGUGGCGAAAAGCUGGGCACCAAUGACUCGGCCUCCGUCAUGUUUGAGUUCGUCGGACACCCGGAGUAUGUGCGACCUGGCAUGCGCAUACUCUUCCGCGAAGGCAUGUCCAGCAAGGGCAUUGGUGUAGUCACCCAAGUAUUUCCCGUCAACAAGACGCGAGCGAAGUAGAUCUAACUCUACAGCGGAGCAAACGGAAUUUCAUCUAUUUCAAAAAUAGAUGCGCGAAUCGGCUCUGCUCGCGGACAGUGAACAGAUUUGAAUACUUAUUAAAGCUUAUCAAUAUAUCUCAACACGGAUUACAUAUAGAGACAUGUACAUAUUACUUAAAACUAGAGUUUAGAGAUUUCGAUAAGCAUAUACGAGAACUGAGUAUAUGCUGAAAUUGUAGCAGAUCUUGUUUACAUUUAGUUUGAGUUCUGUGAUUUUUCUUUUAAGCUCAACUGCUCCAGUAUAUAUAUGUAUAUCUCCAGUAAACAUACACACAUAUAUAUAUUCUGAUUCUUUAGACAAUGCAAUUUUAAAUUAAAAACCAUGUACGAAUUUUAAUUUCGCCCACGCCUACUUAAUAAAACCUAGACGAUAACAUA